Messenger RNA from Linum trigynum, 408 nucleotides. The record is from the annotation of a GenBank genome assembly. NCBI's taxonomy places the organism in Eukaryota, Viridiplantae, Streptophyta, Magnoliopsida, Malpighiales, Linaceae.
AUGGGUCCUGGUCCACCUUCGGUGACAUCCUUUGAGGGGGAGCUUGAUCCUUUGGUCGCGGAAUGGGCGGCGUCGGAAGAAGACCUUGCUACCGUCUUUGACGUCUACAAUUCUCCCAUGAAAGGCACACCUCUCGUCUCUGACGAACCCAUGCUCCCCAGUCUUGCGGCUUCUCAGAGCCCUCACCACGAUUUUCCGCCCCCAGUUCUGGACCCCGUGUCUACACCGCCCCCGCCACCAGUUCUCCGCCGUAGUGAUCGAGAUCGUAGGCUGCCUGCCAAGCUCGCCAUAUAUUAUGUCGAGUUACCCAGCUCUUCUUCCUCGCCUGCGCUCACCCAUCCUAUCUCCAACCAUGUAAGCUAUCAUCGUUGCUCAUAUUCUCAUUGUGCGUUCUCAGCUGCUAUUUAA